Molecule: messenger RNA, 5516 nt
Organism: Coregonus sp. 'balchen'
Lineage: Eukaryota; Metazoa; Chordata; Actinopteri; Salmoniformes; Salmonidae
Source: the annotation of a GenBank genome assembly
AUGCUGUGUGUUGACACAGACUCUGAUGUGGCGGAACAGCGGGAGAGUUAUAAAGUUAAAGUGAAGUGGACACAUGAGGAGGUGAGUGAUUGAUCUGGACUGAACUCUGGGCCUUGUGCCAUAACUCUAAAAUGGCCUCUUUUACUUGUAUACUGUCCUCUGUAAACUGAACACUAACCAGAGGCUCGCCUGACCUAAAAGUGCUAUGAAGGAAAAAUAGAAUAAUUGCUGCUCUAAGUACUUAGCAGGUGUAGUGGUAUGUUCUCUAAGUUGUUUUUCUCUUGUACUGGCAGGAUGAGAAUCUAAAGAUCCUGGUGAACAACUUUGGAAAUAGUGACUGGACAGCUAUCGCCAGCUUCCUACCAGUGGGUAUUGGGGAUAGAUAUAGCACAGGCUAUAUGGCUGAAUUGUAGAAGAUAAUUCUAGUCCUAUUUUUUUCUAUUAGGAUUGAUACUAAAGUAGAUUUCUUAUAGGGACGAACAGAGUAUCAAUGUAUGCACCGCUAUAUGAAGGCUCUAGAUCCAGAUUUAAUCAAGGGGACUUGGACCAAGGAGGAGGAUGACAAGGUGAGCAAUGAAAAACAAAUGCCAUUAUACAGACAUAUAUAGAUUAGUUAUCCAUCCCUUUUUUCUUUAGGGGGUAUAUCAGCUUUAUUAUUGCAGAUAGAUUGUAACUUCCAUCAAUGUAAUUGUCUGCAUCACUUCCAAUCCCCAUGUUCCCCCCCCCGCAAAUAUAUAUAUACAUAUCCUUUAAAAAAAUAUAUUUCCCUUUAUUACUUUCCAACCCCACCACCCCUUCCCUAAUUGGAGUAAACUAGUAAACAACAAUGCUUAGGCCUCUACUUCCAGCUUAUAGAUACUAUACACUUUUAUCCUUGUUCCUCUCUGUAGGUCAUUGAGCUGGUGAGUAAAUAUGGGACCAAGCAGUGGGCAAUGGUGGCCAGGCACCUGAAGGGUCGCCAGGGGAAGCAGUGCAGGGAGCGCUGGCACAACCACCUCAACCCGGACGUGAAGAAGUCCUCAUGGACCCCAGAGGAGGACCUGAUCAUCUACAAAGCCCACUGUGUCCUCGGGAACCGCUGGGCGGAGAUCGCCAAGCUUCUACCUGGAAGGUAACUGACCACAGCAGGGUUCCAUGUUAACUACUGACCUGGACCUGUGGUAGAUUAAAUACAUUAGGGUCAUGCAGGGCCCAUAGGUUAGCGUGCUGUCUCUCUGUUAUUCAACUACGAAUAGGCAACAUUUGAGUAUGGUAAGUAUUAAAAUCUGCGUAAUAUAAAUUGUUAAUGCAAAUCAUUACUUUAUUCUUUAAAGCUGAGAUCUGCAUUAGGGUAAAAGGCGCCACUGGCCGCCCCCAGGCGCAUUUGUUAUUGUUUUGUUUAUUAAACGGAGGAGAGGAUCUCCAGCAUCAAGGUUAAAAAGUUGCACAUACUCUGCUGUUCGAUCACUUGUGCAAUGAUGUCCGACAGGGGAAAAGAUGGUGUUCGUUGUUUGAAGUAAGGUCUUUGUUGUUGUAAUUUCGCAAACAGACAUGGCAGCUAACUUUCAAAUUGCAUUGUAGAAUUCAUUUUUCAUGUUUCUAUUACGAAGUAUGUCAUUAUCUUUUUAAAGCUAGUCCUUAGUUGCUACCUCCGUUUUUGGAUGUAUACCAAUUGAUUCUUGAAGAAUAUACUGUAUCUUAUAAAUGCCUCAUGAGCUUAGUGCAACUGUCGUAACCCAUCAAAACCCAAAAUAUAAGCUUGUUUUACUCCAAUAUUUAUAAACAAGGUAAGUGUAAACAAACACUGUAUAGCCUCAAAACAUGGUUAAAACUAUAAUUUUGAUAUCAUGGAUGGUCAGUCCUUGCAUCCAUAGCUCUGUCUUGAGUGGUUACAUUUCUGAAGGCCCAUCCCUGAGCUUUUUACCAAAUUAGAUGUGGGGUGACCGCUUUGUUAUUGUUUCAAGUAAGGAUACUAGGUUUAAGAUGCCGUUGCCCCUUUAAGAACUGUAUUUUGCUCUGCACAGCUAGCUUUUGAACACAUCAACUCACUUCGCUAGAAAUGUGAAAACCCGCAAGUUGUUUCUGAAUGCAAGUCACUCUUAUUAUUAUUAUAUUUAUUAUAACCAAAAUCUACCAACAUAUAGUUAAUAAUUUUAGCUAAGUCUAGUAAUAUUUAACUAGUUAUGCUGUGCUUUGAUUUCAAGAAGUAGUUGUGACUCUUGGUGGUGCUCGAAUGAACGGCUAAUCAUAUUGCUCCAAUAGCACAACUUUUACGCAUAUUUCCAACAGUGUGGUGCUGAAUGCGAUGCGGCCCCACUAGUUUUAAUGGAAGACCACAGCAGCGCAUGGAAAUCUCGAACUGAAAUGCCAAAAUACGCAGAAAAGUUUUUGGCCUGAUUGAGCCAGUGACUGUAGAGAUCUACUGGCCCAGACAUGUUUGUACUGGCCCGGGUGACAUCAUUAAUACAUUUACAUUUUAGUCUUAGCCCUUCCAGAGCGACUUACAGUUAGUGAGUGCAUACAUUAUUAUUUUUUUAUUUUGCAUACUGGCCCCCCGUGGGAAACGAACCCACAACCCUGGCGUUGCAAACGCCAUGCUCUACCAACUGAGCUACAUCCCUGCCGGCCAUUCCCUCCCCUACCCUGGACGACGCUGGGCCAAUUGUGCGCCGCCCUAUGGGUCUCCCGGUCACGGGCGGCUACGACAGAGCCUGGAUGACUUAGACCACUGCGCCCUUAAUCAUAAUUAAUGUCGAACCCUGCCAAAUGCUAUGAAACAGGAUCUGAAUGCGACCUAACAGGAUUUGUAUGAUUUGAUUAAUUUAACAAUGACAUCUCCAAUUUACUGGUCAAUUUGAAUAGAAGGUCAUAGUGUAGUUUUGCACUCCAGGAAUGACACACAGCUUUUCUACCUCUUGACAGGACGGACAAUGCUGUGAAAAACCACUGGAACUCAACCAUCAAACGUAAAGCAGAGAUGGGAGCAUAUGUUAUGGAUGAUGACGGGAGCCCACUACUACCCACUACUCUGGAGCAGGGCGAGGUCAGUCCUUUGUAUUCUUCACAUACUAACAAGCACAAUGUUUCACCUAACCCACCACCCACUACUCUGGGACAGGGUGAGGUCAGGUCUUUGUAUUCCUCAAAUACAAACAGGCACCCUGUUAUGCUGUUAGUGUAAACAAGGGAAAUUGUGGUUGUUUUCCAACUUAGGUUGGUAAAUAGUUGGUAGAGCAUGGCGCUUGCAACGACAGGUUUGUGGGUUCAAUUCCCCCGGGGGACAAGUACGAAAAUGUAUGCACUCACUACUGUAAGUCGCUCUGGAUAACAGCGUCUGCUAAAUGACAAAAAUGUCAAAUGUAAUGUUAUCUUUGCUUACAGGUAGAUUUUCGUUGUGACGUUGUUUUGGACUCGGAGCCUGAACCUCCAGAGGUGGUAAGAAUGCCAUAUCCUUGACUCUUUCUAUAUUUGCACAUACUCACCUAUGUCUGUGGGAGACCUAUCAGAAGGGAUGUGUAAUGUGUUCUGUUAUCCUCCUAUCAGGCAUAAAGUAUUACUAUCACUAACCAAAUUGAGCCUGUUGAGCAUUUUUUCACACAAUAAUCUUGAAACGUUCAACCCUUUUCACCCAUUCUCUUUGUUCUUUGUAGAUGAGGCAAUAUAGAGAGGCUAUAGCCCCCAUGCUAAAAAUUAGGCCAAAAAAGGACUCUCACCCAGUCAGGUCAAAGACGGUGGUGUUCCCGCCUGUCUUAGCCAAGAGGGACUCCAACAACCCCUGCUCUAGCUCCGGCGGCGUCCCCACGCUCCACCAGUCCCGCCAGAAGAGCAUCACAGAGGCCGUACUGCGGAUGAUAGCGGAGGACAUGCUGCCCCUCAGCUUCGUGGAGGGCUCAGGCUUCAGGAGCUUCAUGUCUGUGAUCGGCCCCCAGUAUCAGAGGCUGUCCCAGCGUGCCGUGGGCCUCCGGCUGUACGACGACGUGGAGAAGGCAAUCAAGCCCCAUCUGAUCCGCGACCUGAAGACCUGCUUGGCUGCCAGCGCGGGCGAUGCCGUUGUCCACGCCACCCUGGACCUCUGGGCCAGCCCCUACGCCGACCCUAUUGUCGCCGUGCAGCUGCACUUCCUGGAUGACGACUGGCACAUCCACCGGCCCACCGUGGCCUUCCGCCACAUCGGCCACAAGAACAUGAACGUGGCCAUGGCCCGGGAGCUGGAAGCCGUGCUGCUGAGCUACGGCCUGUUCCCCAACAACCUGGGUUACAUCAUCACCAACGAGGCCAAGCACACCAUCGCUGCCUACGACCUCUUCUGCGACUAUAGGAUCAUGUGCUCAUCUCAGAGGGGCGACCCGGACGAGGAGGAGAUGCUAGCCUUCCUGGGUGACCAGAUGCCCACAGAGGACUUCUCAGAGAUCCAGUUUGGCACGCGCGUGGGCUGUGUCGCCAACAUGCUGCAGCUGGUGAUCAAAGAGGCUCUGAAGAACUCUCGCGUGGUGGAGAACCUGCUGUCCCAGGUGCACAACGUGGUGGCCUUCUUCCGCCGCAGCGCCUACUGGAACGAGGUGCUGCUGAAGGAGUGUGGCCUGUCACUGGCCCCCUCACCCGGCAGCUGCCGCUGGAAUUCCACCUUUGUGUCGAUGCGGCGGAUGGUGCAGGAGGCGGUGUGGGGCUCAGUCAUGACCCUGCUUGCCCAGGCCCGCAUUGAGGCGAAGGACUCGUCCAGCUCCCCGCCCAUGGUGAGGGCCAAGCGGGAGCAGGUGGUGGACAUUAUCGGCCUGCUCGAGCCCUUCGAGGAGGCCAUCCAGGUGCUGCAGAGCGAUGCCGUCACCUUCUCUCUCAUCAUCCCCUCCCUGAUCGGCCUGGACAAGACCCUGGAGACCCGCUCCACCAACUACAGCCACUUCUCCAAGGGGCUCCGCUCCGGCCUGCACACACACUUCCAGCCCCUCAUCCUGCAGAGGGACCUGAUCCUGGUCACGGUGCUGGACCCCCGCAUUAAGCUCCAGCCCUUCGAUGACGCCAAGCAGGAGGGGGACGCUGCCUCCCUGGCCGCCCCCUCCAAGUUACAGGUCCGAACGCUGGUCAAGUCGUCGGUCAGCGACAUGGAUUCCUGGAAACCGGUGAAGCAGGAGGAGAGUGAAGAGAGCCAGGAGGACUCUGAGGCCUCCAGCUCUAACAGUGGCAGCGGCAACCUCAAGCGCAAGUCCAUCUUCAGUUUCCUCCAGCCUGCGGCCAAGAGCAUGAAGCUGUCUGAGCUAGACCAGUACUUGUCAGAGCCUGUGAUGGAUGGGGACGGCUCCACCCAGGUUUUCUGGAGAGACGCCUCACGGUUUCCCCAGCUCCAGAGGGCAGCCAGGAAGCUGCUGGCUGUGCCUGCCACCUCAGGCGGCUUUGACCGACUCUUCCCCAUGGCGUCCUGCAUCGUCAGGGCCAAGAGGAGCCGGCUGCCCCCUCACACCACCGAGAGGCUGCUGCUCUACAGGGAGUCCCUGAGGGGGAAAGAUGGGAGGUCCAAUUCCAAUGGCUCCACUAAACAAUAG